UUUGGGAGACCAUUUGAAUAACUUGCAAUGAUCUUCCAUGCAAGCAGAUCAAGGCAGACUCAGCAGUAAUCACCAGGCAGAGGCUGCUCUAUGUGUUCCAACACAGUCCAGCCAUGGACGAAGGCAAAACACUGAAAAUCCGGCUAACUUUCUCCGUUAUUUUGGUUGGUGUUGCUUUAUUGUUUGCAGCUGUGGUGACUGAUCAUUGGGCAGUGCUGAGCCCUGAAGUGCUGCACUACAAUGCCACCUGUGAGGCUGCUCAUUUUGGGCUAUGGCGGCUUUGCACAAAACGGAUUUACGUGCAGGAUACUAAAGAGAAGGGCUGUGGACCGAUCAGUCUGCCAGGAGAACGUAACUGUUCCUACUUCAAACAUUUCACACCAGGACAAAGUGCAGAGAUAUUUGAAGUAAGCACGCAAAGAGAAUAUAGUAUUUCAGCUGCAGCCAUUGCAAUCUUCAGUGUCGGUUUUGCAAUCAUUGGAACGAUCUGCGUCCUCUUAUCCUUUAGGAAAAAAAUGGAUUAUCUCCUGAGGCCAGCCUCCAUGUUCUACACUUUUUCAGGUCUCUGCAUUAUCAUCUCUGUUGAAGUCAUGAGACAGUCUGUGAAAAGGAUGAUUGACAGUGACGAGACAUCCUGGAUUCAGUACUAUUAUUCAUGGUCUUUUGCCUGUGCCUGUGCCUCUUUUGUCCUGCUCUUUGUCUGUGGAAUUGCUCUUCUCCUAAUCGCCUUGCCUCGCUUCCCCCAGAACCCAUGGGAGACCUGUAUGGAUGCAGAACCAGAGCACUAAACACAUUCAUCGCAGAUCUCUAGCUCUGCUCUGCCAGAGAGUAUUGUAAAAGAGGUUUAUUUAAUGUCUGGAUGGCAGCGUACGAAGACAAAAGUACCUUUAUAUAAAACCUGAUCAUUGAACCAAAGGAAAGUUCAAUCCUAAUUAUUGUUUUAAAAAAGCAUUAAGAUCAACAGGUUGGGUAUUAUGUAAAAUAACUGUGCUCUACUACACCUAAAAUUUCUGCCUUCAACCUAUUAAAGGCUGAGAGAGGUAAUUUGCAGUCUGGGAAUACUUUGUGCAAAUGAAAUGGAGGGAAAAUGUGAGGGAGGUUGUUUAAUGAGAAGCUAUAUAUUCUAGCGGUUAAAGCACAGGACUGGAAGCUGGGAUAGCUAAGCCAAGCAAUCUUGGCUUGGCAGCAAACACACCGUGCAAUUUGAGCUUCUCAGUGAGUCAGUUUCCCCAUCUGUACAAUGGGAAUAAUGUUUCUCUACCUCACAAGGAUGUGGUGAGGCUUAAUCUACUAAUGUCUGUAUAUAAUAUAGAGCUCUUCACAUUGUAAGGGUUAUAUUGUAGUUACAGUAAAAGAGGUUUUUGCCUACUUUAGGGAUUAAAAUUGACCUUCCAGUUGUACAUCCGAAAGGUCUGCAAAUCAUUUUCACUUCUGAACUAGGAAUGUAAAAGUCAUAUAAUUCCUAUUCGAUUUGAACUCCGAUGGCAAAGCCAAGCAAGUAUUGAACAACACGGAUAAUAUCUUCCUUUAAUAAAGAGGCGUAAUCUUCCACUGAGAUAUAAUUUCUGCUUUCUGGACAGUGGUUUGGAUGGAUGAGCCACAUGAGUGUCUGCUAUGCCGUAGCUCUGAGUGGAACUGGCUGUACGUAGUUUCACAGUCAUUUCUUGUUAUUGAACUUUUGUUGGAAUAUUGCAGUCUUCUAGAUGACUGUUUUGCAAAAGAAAAUGUACAGUCUUUUGCUAAAUGCAGUAUUUGGAACAACUACACACGAAACAUAAUUCCAGAGCGUAAUAAGAUGGGGACAGCCAUAUUUCUUGUCUUGGCCCAAUAAAUUAAUCUGGGUAAGGGAUUCAGAAUGAGGGAAGGGAUUUGCGUUCACCAAACAUCAGUGACCUGACCUUAUUUUGAACUGAUGGACAUUUGGAAUAAGUGAGAUCUGGUGAUAUGGUUACUGCAUCUUAAAACCCCCCAUGUAGGGGCAGAGUUCCACUGAAUUACAUUAAACUCAUCUAACAAAGGCUUACACUCCCGUGGCAGGACAGGUGGAAUGUCCUCUGCCGUGAUGGAAAGACAUGCCCGCAGUCUGCCUCCAUGGUUCACCCAAUAAUUUAAGUCCAUCUUAUAUUCUUCAGUAAAAAAAAUAGUUUUUCUUUUUUUCAAUUCAGUCAGACGAGUGCUAUCCAGUGGUCAGCAUACUCUUUACUGCUGCAUGUGAUGUGUUCAGGUAUGUUUUGUAUUAAUUAGCAAGAACAAUGUGUGUAUUAGAUAAACAGCACAACAGAUGGGGCUCCAAGUCCCUGGCUGCAUGCUCCCAUGCUUGUGUUAUUAAGAAAGGGCCUGCUCCAAAUCUGCAGAAAGCCCAUGGACAAAUGCCUGCUAACUUGAAUGGGCUGUGUACAAAAUGGGGUAGGAAAUGUUGCCCAGGUACAUGUCCACUUUGCACAGGUAUAAAAGAGAGCACAGUGCAAGGCAGACCCACUGUACUUUCAGUUAAAAGCUGAGCUAGAUCCUUUCCCAAAGCUCUUGAACUCUCUGUGCUUUAUUUUCUAUCUGCUGCAUUUGAAGGGGCUUCUGGAUGCAUAAUUUGCUAUUUAAAUACAUAACCUGUAAGGCUGAGAAGCGUGUGUAUGACUUCAUUUUGCUUUUCCAGAUAUUAAUAAAAACUGCUGAGGGAUUUGUCC
This is a messenger RNA of Alligator mississippiensis (American alligator), 2681 nucleotides long. RefSeq names its product calcium voltage-gated channel auxiliary subunit gamma 1 (gene CACNG1). NCBI's taxonomy places the organism in Eukaryota, Metazoa, Chordata, Crocodylia, Alligatoridae. Gene Ontology annotation, biological process: regulation of calcium ion transmembrane transport via high voltage-gated calcium channel; calcium ion transmembrane transport. Gene Ontology annotation, cellular component: L-type voltage-gated calcium channel complex; membrane. The record is from RefSeq and is a predicted model, not a curated record. The transcript is spliced from 4 exons. Gene Ontology annotation, molecular function: calcium channel regulator activity; voltage-gated calcium channel activity. The coding region runs from base 114 to 788 and encodes 224 amino acids.